This is a messenger RNA of Lachnellula hyalina, 2721 nucleotides long. It is a transcript of the gene utp13, whose product is annotated as putative U3 small nucleolar RNA-associated protein. The coding region runs from base 1 to 2721 and encodes 906 amino acids. The transcript is spliced from 2 exons. The record is from RefSeq and is a predicted model, not a curated record. Gene Ontology annotation, biological process: endonucleolytic cleavage in 5'-ETS of tricistronic rRNA transcript (SSU-rRNA, 5.8S rRNA, LSU-rRNA); endonucleolytic cleavage to generate mature 5'-end of SSU-rRNA from (SSU-rRNA, 5.8S rRNA, LSU-rRNA). Gene Ontology annotation, molecular function: U3 snoRNA binding; protein binding. Gene Ontology annotation, cellular component: small-subunit processome; nucleolus; 90S preribosome. NCBI's taxonomy places the organism in Eukaryota, Fungi, Ascomycota, Leotiomycetes, Helotiales, Lachnaceae.
AUGGCAAAUAAAUCUCCAUACCUGACAACCUUUGAGGCAGAGCGUACCAUACAGCCAAUCUACACCGGAGGCAGCGUUGCGCUCGACAACACUGGUAGCAUUCUAGCAACUACAUUGGGUGAAGAUGCGCUGUUGACCGACUUGAACACUGGGAGACAGCUUGCAAGGAUUGAAGGGGAUGGCGAACUCAUUUCCACUCUGUCGUGUAUGUUCUACCCCGCCCCGCAGCCUCGAGAACUUAGCAAUGCUAACCUUACAACAGUAACACCCUCUGCCUCCCACCUGAUAGUCUGCUCUCGCUCCCUCUCUAUGCGAAUAUAUUCUAUUCAACCGUCUCCUUCGAACGAACUCAAAUGCGAACUCCUCCGCACCCUCAAACCCCACAGCACACCCGUCAUUGUCCUUGCCGUCGACCAGACAAGCACAUUACUCGCAACCGGUGCAGCGGAUGGAGUUGUCAAGGUCUGGGAUAUCCAGGGCGGAUACGUGACGCAUACCUUCCGAGGUCCGAACGUGCUGAUAUCUGCGCUACAUUUUUUCGAACUGGUUGCGACCAGUCAGAAGGGAGAAGAAGUUGGAAUUUCUUCGCGCAACCGACAGGAGCGGCGAAAAAGUAACACUGAUGAUGAGCCAGAAAAUGAAGCCGCGAGGGGCUUUCGUUUAGCUUCUGGAAGCCAGGAUGGCAAAGUUCGCAUAUGGGAUCUCUAUAAGAGGAAUUGUGCUUCAGUUCUGGACUCACAUGUGUCCGAUGUCCGAGCCUUGGAUUAUUCCCGGGGUGAGAACGCCCUUUUAACAGCGAGUAGGGACAAAACCAUUAUGUGGUGGGAUGCGAGAACAUGGAAGGUUCGCAAAGUUGUGCCAGUUCUGGAAGAAGUUGAAGCAGCGGGGUUCAUUGGCGCUGGGAACUUAACAUAUACUGGAGGGGUCAAUGGGAUUAUUCGAAUAUGGCAGUCAGAUAACGGGAGAGAAGUUACGCAGCCGCAGUCGCCAAAGUCAGAGCCCGAUGCUAUUGUGGAUGGACUCUUGAUGCCUGGUUUGCCUUUCAUCUUGUCAGUACAAUCAGAUCAUACUAUGGUUCUGCAUUCCACGACUUCACUAGACGAUGUAGACUCUUCAGAUACUAUCCCGCCACUGGAAGAGCUGAGGCGCAUCUCCGGUACUCACGAUGAAAUCAUUGAUCUGGGAUAUCUUUUGCCCGAUCGAUCACUCUUGGCGCUCGCAACAAACUCAGAAGAGAUCAGGAUUGUGUCACUCGCUCAGCAAGAUGGAUCCGCCUACUUUGGAGCAGAUAUUGCUCAAUUAAGGGGACACGAGGACAUCAUCAUUUGUCUCGAUAUUGAUUGGUCUGGACACUGGAUAGCCACAGGUUCCAAAGACAACACUGCAAAACUCUGGAGAAUUGAUCCCGCAAAUUCGUCAUUUACAUGCUACGCUACUUUCACUGGACAUGCCGAAUCACUAGGUGCUGUCUCUUUACCAAAGGACACACCCCCUGAAUCAUGUGCAGCGUUCAAAUCACCGCUUGAUCAUCCGCCUGAAUAUCUCUUGACGGGAUCUCAAGAUCGGACCAUCAAACGAUGGGAUGUCCAGAAAACAAAAGCAUUAUACACUCGCAAGGCCCACGACAAAGAUAUCAACGCCAUCGACAUCAGCCACAAUGCUCAGCUAUUCGCUUCUGCUUCUCAGGACCGAACAGUCAAAAUUUGGUCUGUUGAAGAAGGCGAGGUACAAGGCGUGCUUCGCGGGCAUAGACGUGGUGUAUGGACUGUGAAGUUCGCACCGAAAGAUACGCCUACCAUUGUUGGUGACAGCGGACCAGCUGCUGGCAAGGGUUUGAUUCUCACAGGCAGUGGUGACAAGACGCUGAAGAUCUGGAGUCUUUCUGAUUAUACCUGCUUGCGGACUUUCGAAGGGCACACACACAGUGUCUUAAAAGUAGCAUGGCUCACCCUGCCACCGAAAGAAGACCGUGGGAGAAAACACAUACAUGUCGCCAGUGCCGGUGGAGACGGUCUGGUCAAGGUCUGGGAUGCAAACACUGGAGAGGUAGAAUGUACACUCGACAACCACGAAGACCGCGUGUGGGCUCUUGCUGUGCAUCCCUCUACCAACGCGAUAGUUUCCGGGAGCGGGGACUCGACGGUCACGUUCUGGAAAGACACAACCUCCGAGACUCUGGCUGCUUCUUCUGCUGCUGCAACGCAGUUCGUUGAGCAGGAGCAGGAGCUCCAGAAUUAUAUCCAUGCAGGUUCUUAUCGCUCCGCCAUCACUCUUGCGCUUCAACUCAACCACCCUGCUCGUUUGCUCUCCAUUUUCACAACUGUCACGACUAAAGUUCCGGAGGAGGGAAGUCUCUGUGGUAUCAAGGCUGUGGAUGAGGUCCUAGGUUCAUUGUCUGAUGAACAACUCUUUACCUUGCUUCUCCGUGUCCGAGAUUGGAAUACGAACGCAAGAAAUGCAUCUGUGGCGCAACGGGUCUUUUGGACUAUCGUGAAGAGUUAUCCUGCGUCGAGGCUGUCUAGCUUGAAAGGUGGUAAGGUGAAGGACGUUAUGGAUGCGCUGAGGUCACAUUCGGAAAAACACUUUAGAAGGUUAGAAGAAUUGGUUGAUGAGAGUUAUCUUGUGGAAUAUUCACUGAGGGAAAUGGAUGGGUUGGGGUUGUUGGACGGUGUCAAUGCUCUAGAUUCAGACAUUACUAUGACAGAUGUAGCCGUAAGAUAA